ACCCUCCCAGAGCCUUUAUCAGGGAGCUGAUCCUGCCACAUUCCCAGAUCCCCUCUACUCCCGCUUCUCUCUUCACAGCGGCGGCGGCAGCAGCUUUGUGGAGAUCAGGGCAGUAAUCCGGCCAGCUCCCUGAUUCUGCUAGACCCUCCCGCGGUAGGCACCACGCGGCUCCACAGCACCAUGCGGAGCGCCCUGCUGCUGGCAGCCGUCCUGGCCCUCAGCCUGGCUCUCGGGGCCGUCGGUGAGGAGUCACAGGAGCAGGUGGUACCCAAUAGGGACCACAAAGAGAAGAAGGUCCCGAACAUCGAGGAGCUGCUCAAGGUGCUCACUAACCACAACUCCGUCUCCGUGGUGGAUGAACUGCUCAAGGCUCUGAGCCAGGCGAGCAAGAAUCCUAAGAAACGGUCCUUUCUCCAGAAACGCGACAUGCACGACUUCUUCGUGGGGCUCAUGGGCAAGAGGAACGGCCAGCCAGGCCCGCCUGCUGAGGGGACCCCCGAGGGCGCCCCGCGCUCCGGCAGCCUCCCGUACCCCGCCAACGCCAACGUGGAAUGAGAUGCCCCUCCCGUCUCCUCUGCUCCCCCAGCUGGCGGUUGGUGGGAGUGUUACCAGACAGAAGAUGUGAUUUCACUUUUUUGGUCCUCGGCACUCUGUUUCCAUUCUCCUGGCUGCAUCGUGAACAACCCCCGUCACCCCCUCCUAAUCCCCAAGUGCAUGCUCUCCAACUUCCCUUCUCUCCCCAGCCUGCACCCUUGUGCGGAGCCUCCUUCCCCGUCCCUCUACCCAACGCUGCUGUGGACAGUGCACUGUGACCCCCCACUUCCAGCUGGCAUUGACAUAUA
Messenger RNA from Pipistrellus kuhlii (Kuhl's pipistrelle), 842 nucleotides. RefSeq names its product tachykinin precursor 3 (gene TAC3). Gene Ontology annotation, biological process: tachykinin receptor signaling pathway; positive regulation of blood pressure. The transcript has 7 exons. Bases 181 to 555 code for a protein of 124 amino acids. The record is from RefSeq and is a predicted model, not a curated record. Lineage: Eukaryota; Metazoa; Chordata; Mammalia; Chiroptera; Vespertilionidae.